This is a messenger RNA of Pseudozyma hubeiensis SY62, 2325 nucleotides long. RefSeq names its product potential fungal zinc cluster transcription factor. NCBI's taxonomy places the organism in Eukaryota, Fungi, Basidiomycota, Ustilaginomycetes, Ustilaginales, Ustilaginaceae. Gene Ontology annotation, molecular function: DNA-binding transcription factor activity, RNA polymerase II-specific; zinc ion binding. Bases 1 to 2325 code for a protein of 774 amino acids. The transcript is spliced from 4 exons. The record is from RefSeq and is a predicted model, not a curated record. Gene Ontology annotation, biological process: regulation of DNA-templated transcription.
AUGUUGACUCCCAUCAGCACCAACAUCUCCUCGCCGGUCCGCCCAGCGCUCGAGAGCCCCACCCACAAGCAAUGCCACUCUGCUGAGAACAAGAAGCUCGAUGUUGAGCUUGCUGCCAAGGUCAAGUCCUUGAAGGAUGGCGCCAAGGCGAGGAAAGAGUCCAAGGGUCCCAUCCUGAAACGCAAGAUGGCUUGUGCCACCUGCCGUCGCCGCAAGCUUCGUUGCGAUGCCGCUCGUCCUCGUUGCUCCACCUGUGCACGAUCGCAGGCGUCGGCCGAGGCUGCUGGUCACCCUUCGGCCGUGCCUCCUGGUCCUUGCAGCUACGACUGCGACUCGCACGACGAGCCUACCCCCAACCGCUUCUUUGCCAACGGUUCUUUCCACUCCCUCACGUUCCACAGCCACCCUCGUAUGCCCAUGACGCCUGGCUUUGGUAUGCCUGGUCCAUACGACGCCAUGACCGGCGCCCCAAUGGGCGAUAGCCUCAACUUCUUGCCACCUACCAGCCCUCACGGUGUUUGGGCCUACGGCGACUUCCCCAUGACGCCUUCGCGAGUCCCCGGUCCUGGUUGCAAUCCGUCGUCGUGCCACACCACACCUCUGAUCACCACCCCGACGCGUCCCACCUUCCUCACCUCCACUCCGAUGCGCAGGAUCAUCAGCCCCAGCCUCGCCAUCAACUCCACACCUGUGCAGGAGCACGACGUCUUCUACUCGCCACCGGCUCACGAGCAGUGGACGCCAUCAUCGGCUAUGAGCACCGAGUCGCUCUACUACAGUCCCAUGGUCGCCUCUUUGUCAGAAGGACUCGCUUCGGUAUCGGGCCUCUCGUCGGCAGCUUCGACACCAUCGCUGGCUUCGACGAGAGCCAUUCGAUCUCCCUUCCACAUGAGCCAGGACAUCGGUACACCGCUCAGCAUGCCUCCUACCACUCCUAUCUCGGACAGCUUCGAUGUUCACUCGCUCGGUCCUCCCAUGGUGCCUCGUGCGACUUUGUCGCCGCACGAGCAGCAGAUCAAGUGCACCAACUUCCUCCAGUCGCUCGAGCCAAUGCCUUACAACCUCAUCGACUUUAGCGGCGCUGGCGCCUUGCACGUCGACGCUACGGCCAUGAUGCCAUCGCCCAUGAUGUCUGCCGAUGCCGUCGAGAUCAUGGCUGGCAACGACUUGGGUCUCAUCAACGGCGGUGCUUUCGAUGGCAAGCUUCAAGAUCCCUUCAGCACCUUCUCGGGUCUCGAGAUGCCCGACGCUAGCUUGCUCGCCAGCGCUGGUGCUGCUGACAUGUCGGGCAUGACCCUCACCUCGGCCAUGCCCACCGACAUCCGGGAUUGGCAGAUUGAAAAAUUCACAGCUCGGAAACGACUCCGCUCGAAUCUAGGCACGUCGUCGUUGCGCUACGAGCUCCCCGUGACGGAGCGGCUACGACCAGAGCAACCUCGGAUUUCGUCGCCUGACUGGGCCACCUGUUCCGCCUUCAAAUGCUCUGAUGCUUUCCUUGCCUCUUCUCGACUCACCAUCUGUUCUUGGCUAAAGAUGUCGUCGUCACAGCCCAAUCAACAUCCUCACAAUUCAUCGCACCAAAGUCGAACCAGUCGACCCUCCGCAGAUGAAGAGCGAGAGAGACUCGAAGCGCUUUGGAAGCCACAACAGGUUGCCCUCGCCAACCCUACACUCAAGCCGCAUCGACACAUUCACAUCGAUUGGCCCAACGCAACCAUCAAGAAGACGCUAGCAAUCGGACCUUCAGCACCGGAUACCAAACCACCCGUAUACGAUCGACCGCUUCUGUCCGACGAAGAGAACCAAGCUUCAUCUUGCGUUCUGGUCACCAAAUCCUCUCCCAUCAAUGCGACCAUAUACGUCCUGAAAGAAUCCGCUCCUCCUUCCUCCGAAGACUCCUCUUCCACCACCACGAAGAAAGCAGACAAACCGAUCCUCAUAUCAGCGAAAACCGGCUCCGUGGGAUCCAUCUCCCUCACCAUCCCUUCAUACAUCGGUUCGCGUCCACUCAACAUCCGUGCAAAGUCAGUUAACGGGAAUAUCGUCAUCUAUAUCCCCGAAAGCUUCUCCGGCCUGCUCAAUUGGACAUCGGAAACCGGAACGCUCAAGCUAUCACCGGCGGUACAGCAGAGGUUCAAAUGCUUGGAUAGUCCUCCGCAUAAACACCGAGGUACGGCCAAGAUCGUCCCCAGCACAGCGAGCGGGUUGAGAGGCGACGUUUGCACCAUCACCAAUCGUCACGGCAGUAUCACCAUCAAGGAAGCGCAAGAGGAAGGACGUAGUGCGGAAGGUGGUGAAAAGGACAAAUCCUGUGUAAUUCAAUAA